This is a messenger RNA of Symbiodinium sp. CCMP2592, 486 nucleotides long. NCBI's taxonomy places the organism in Eukaryota, Dinophyceae, Suessiales, Symbiodiniaceae. The record is from the annotation of a GenBank genome assembly.
AUGUAUUUGCUGCAGCAUCUUCUGGUCGCCCUCCUGACCUCUGAUUCGGCAAGAGCUGCGGUUUCGGUGCCCUCUGAGUACAACUCCAGCUACGCGAGCAUGACUGUGACAACGGAGCGCUACGCCUGCAGUGGCGAGCUUACGGGCACCAGAGAUUCAACACAAGUCGGCAGCAUCGGGUUGGGCUCACACAUGUGCUCGGAACGCUCGUCUUUCUUCGAGUGCUCCAAAAAUGGAUCGAACAUCGGCCACUUUGAGUGCUCCUCGAAUGCGUUGAUUGAGGAGUUUCCCGUGGGCUCCUGCCUAAGAUGUGACGACUAUACCUUCUCCUGCGAUCGGAUUUGGUGGAAAGGAACCUUCUACGACGCAAGGUACUUUAAACCCGUGUGCAGCAUGCCUUAUUUCGAUUCUGGCUGCUACUCGAGCCUUAAACUCUGGUCCUGCCUCGUGCUCGUGUUUGCCUCCGUGCUGCUGAGCUCUGGGUGA